Molecule: messenger RNA, 1597 nt
Organism: Microplitis mediator
Lineage: Eukaryota; Metazoa; Arthropoda; Insecta; Hymenoptera; Braconidae
Exons: 6
Coding region: 174-1514 (446 amino acids)
Biological process (GO): sensory perception of smell; detection of chemical stimulus involved in sensory perception of smell
Cellular component (GO): plasma membrane
Molecular function (GO): odorant binding; olfactory receptor activity
Source: RefSeq, a predicted model, not a curated record
UUAGUUUUCUAUUGUUCAUUGUUUCUACGAAUGUACAGCUAAAAAUAGUUAACACCCCACCCACGGCUGUAAGUCUAUUCGUUGCUCCUUUGUUACUUCAACAGACACUACAAUUAAAAUAAUUACUAUGUAACCUGCAGCGUUGAAAGCAUAAAUUAUAACUUACAUUUUCUAUGCGUAUGAGAAGGUAUCAGUUGCAACUUUCAACCCUUCGUUUGUGUCUUAAAUAUAACUGUAGUUAUAAAUUCAUGAUUUUCCGCGACUGCAAGAUACCAGACGCCUUGCUAUCUAGUACAUCGAUAAUAAGUAGCAACUUGCCCCCACGCACUUCGUGUUUCAUUAGCCAGUUUAUUAUCAGUAUGAAACGAACAGCCAGUAAAGAAGGACUUGGAAGGAAAGGGUUCAGUGUAACACCAGAAACGGCUGUUUCCUUUACAAGACUUACUGUCUACCUUACGUGCAUUUGGUCUCCAUCUACAUCAUCGACUAAAUUAACUUUCAUACUUUUCGAGAUAUUUCUCUGGUUUUCAAUUUUUCUUUCUCUAGGACUUUUAUUUCCGCUCAUUGUUUCUAUCAUUAAAUUUAUUGAUGACACAUUCGUGGUAAUGAAAUCAUUUAUUCUGAUAUCAGGAAUUGUUAACUUCGUUAUAAAAGUUAUUGUCUGCAGGAUUUACCGUCAGGAAUUACAGGAACUGGGAACGUCUUUGAAUAAUUUUGUGAGAAAUUCAAAUGAAAAUGAAAGAUUUUACUUACAAAAAUACGUCGACAAAUGUUGGAAGUUCCAUGGAUACAUGACUUGCAGCUAUUAUUUGACUACAAGCGCAGUUUUAAUGGGACCCCUGAUACUGCCGGAAAAAUUUCCCAGUGAUGCUGUGUAUCCCUUUCCGGUAGAUCAUCCGGUUGUUGCGACAAUUGUCUACUUGCAUCAGUGCAUUGUCGGGUACCAGUGCGCAGCUGGGAUGGCCUUAGACUGUCAGGCUGCAUUAUUUCUCUGGUACCUGAGCGCCAGAUUCGAAAUUCUUAUUUCAGAAACUGUAAAUAUUGCAAGUCAUAAAGAAAUUCAAGAUUUCAUUAAAACACAUCAGGAUAUAUUGAAAUUUGGAAAACAAGUAAUUCGGCCGAUUCGGUUGAUUGUACUGACAACUGUCACAAUGACGAAAGUCGGAAUGAUUUUUGGUGCCAUUGUUCUCAUAUCGGAUGAACCGAUUACUGUUAAAGUGCAAUUCGCUAUACUGGUAGUCAGUGCAACAGUAAAUAUUUACGUUUGUACUUGGGCUGCCGAUAACUUACUGACUGUUUCGAGUUCUACCAUCUCAAAUGAAAUAUUCCACGCAUCUGCGAUCCAUCCACCAGCAAUGAAAAAACUUUGGCUGACAGUAAUCCACAGAACACUGAAGCCAAUAACGAUUGACGUGCCAGGCUUUCUGGAGACCCUAUCAAAUGAAUUCUACUCAAAUUUUCUUUCCACAGCGUUUUCAUAUUUCGCAGCGAUGCAUGCUGUAGUUAAUUCAUAGACUCCCCAAUAAAAUAUUCCACUUAACGUCUUUUUCUAUAAUGACCAGCAAUUAUAAAACUACUUACGUAUUCCUUUGAUAUA